Fragaria vesca subsp. vesca is the source of this 1398-nucleotide messenger RNA. Its product is annotated as spermidine hydroxycinnamoyl transferase-like. The record is from RefSeq and is a predicted model, not a curated record. The coding region runs from base 1 to 1398 and encodes 465 amino acids. Gene Ontology annotation, molecular function: acyltransferase activity, transferring groups other than amino-acyl groups. NCBI's taxonomy places the organism in Eukaryota, Viridiplantae, Streptophyta, Magnoliopsida, Rosales, Rosaceae. The transcript has a single exon.
AUGGUGGUGAAGUUCAAAGACUGCGAAGUAGUGAAACCCUCUAAAACCACAUGGAAAGGUUCCCUAACUCUAUCAGAAUGGGACCAAGUUGGAACCAUCACUCAUUGUCCCACUAUAUACUUUUAUAAAUCAAACCCUAACUGGGUCACACCACAAGACGCAAUCCCCAACUCACUCAAGGACUCGUUAGCUCGUGCAUUGGUUCCCUUCUAUCCAUUAGCAGGCCGCCUCCGUUGGAUUGGUGGCGGCCGCCUCGAGCUCGACUGCAAUGCCAUGGGAGUCCAAUUCGUAGAAGCCGAGUCCAACUCCAAACUCGAAGACUUUGGUGACUUAUCACCGUCGCCGGAGUAUAACUAUCUUGUUCCCACGGUUGACUACAGCCUCCCCAUUCAUGAACUUCCCUUGUUGCUUGUACAACUUACUAGGUUCAAAUGUGGUGGUGUUAGUCUUAGCCUCACCAUUUCACAUGCUGUUGUUGACGGCCCAAGUGCACUACAUUUCAUUUCUGAGUGGGCACGCCUUGCUAGGGGUGAGCCGUUGGAGGUGACGCCGUUUCUGGAUCGAAAAGUCAUGCAAGGUAGAGAUGACAACACCCCGGCGGCAGCGAAACCUCUACCGCUCGACCACUCAGAGUUCGACCAGCCGCCACUCUUACUUGGGCAAUCAGAUAACGUAGAAGAAAGGAAGAAGAAAACCAUUGUUUCUAUGCUAAGACUUCGUAAAGAUCAGCUCGAGAAACUGAAGUGCAUAGCUAAUGAUAGUUACGACCUUUACAACAACAGCUCCUCUGCUGGCAGCACUACUAAACGUGGUGGUUAUACGCGUUACGAGACAGUUUCGGGGCAUAUCUGGAGAUGUGCUUGCAAGGCAAGGAAGCACAAAGCCGAGCAGCCGACGGCAUUGGGGGUUUGCGUCGACUCGCGCAGUCGAAUGCAACCCCCAUUGCCUCAGGGCUACUUCGGAAAUGCAACCUUUGAUGUGAUUGCUACGAGUCAUUCGGGGGAGCUGGUUUCAAAGCCAUUAGGUUACGCUGCAAGUAGAAUAAGGGAGGCCAUCGAGAAGGUGUCGAAUGAUUACGUGUUGUCUGCAAUUGAAAACAUGAAGAACCAACCAGAUCUGACUCGGUUUCAAGACCUUCAUGCUUUAGGAAGUGACGAAGGGCCUUUCUAUGGAAACCCUAAUCUCGGGGUGGUGAGCUGGUUAACAUUGCCGAUAUAUGGUCUGGACUUUGGGUGGGGGAAGGAGAUUUAUAUGGGUCCAGGAACUCAUGAUUUUGAUGGGGAUUCAUUGAUUCUUCCAAGUUCGGAUGGAGAUGGUUCUGUGGUUGUUGCGUUAUGUCUUCAAGUGGCUCAUAUGGAUGCUUUCAAGAAGCAUUUCUAUGAGGAUUUAAGUAUCUAA